Messenger RNA from Carcharodon carcharias (great white shark), 6397 nucleotides. Its product is annotated as arf-GAP with GTPase, ANK repeat and PH domain-containing protein 1-like. Lineage: Eukaryota; Metazoa; Chordata; Chondrichthyes; Lamniformes; Lamnidae. The transcript has 18 exons. Gene Ontology annotation, cellular component: nucleus. The record is from RefSeq and is a predicted model, not a curated record. Bases 264 to 2753 code for a protein of 829 amino acids. Gene Ontology annotation, molecular function: protein binding; GTPase activator activity; GTP binding.
GUGGAGACAAUGUCAGUAUCAGGUAGUGAAACUGACACAGGUUGCGAGUUGCGGAAGUGGCUGUGUACACGAGGUGCGAGCCGAGCACUACAUUGCAGCCUCGGUAACAAGUGGGAAGGAUUGAAAAAGUCGCUCACAUUCAAACUUUUAUUUAUUUAUUUUAUAUGGGCCGGGGAGGGGGGAAGCGGUAACAGUAUGGGGGAGAUCUGCGCUCCUGCAGGGACAAGUACGGCGCACAGAGUGGCACAGCACAGGAGGAGAAGAUGAAUUCUCAAAAGCAGUUGACCCAUUCCAUGGCCAUUCGUGCCGAAAUCCAGAGGUUUGAGAGCGUCCAGCCCAAUGUUUACACCGUCUACAAGUUACUGCAUCGCGUUCCCGAUCCCUCGCUGCGGGACACCAUUCGGCAACUUGUUACGCACAUUGAAGAGGCCUUUGUGAACAGCCAAGAAUGGACGCUAAGCCGCUCGGUCCCAGAGCUCCGGCUGGGACUGGUCGGCAGUCUGCGCAGUGGGAAGUCUGCACUUGUGCAUCGAUAUCUGACUGGCACCUACGUCCGGGAUGAGUCUCCAGAAGGUGGUCGAUACAAGAAGGAAAUCAAUGUCAAUGGUCAGAGCCAUUUGCUGCUGAUCAGGGAUGAAGGAGGUCCUCCAGAUGCACAGUUCUCAACAUGGGUGGAUGCUGUUAUAUUUGUCUUCAGCCUGGAAAAUGAGAAGAGCUUUGAGACCAUUUACAAUUAUUACACCAGGCUCACGAGCUACCGGAGUACAGCUGAGAUUGCUGUGAUGCUGGUGGGAUCGCAGGAUGCAAUCAGCGCCACCAAUCCGCGAGUCAUUGACGAUGCUCGAGCACGAAAACUCUGCGCUGACCUGAAACGCUGCAUGUAUUAUGAGACAUGCGCAACGUAUGGACUCAACGUCGACCGAGUGUUUAAUGAAGUCACACAGAAGAUCUCAGCCAUUAAGAAGCAGCAUCUUUUUGCCACAUCGUGCAAGUCUCUGCCAAGCUCUCCAAGCCAUUCAGCUGCCUCUACCCCGGUCUCUACCAUCCACAGCAGCCAGGCAAGCAAUGGUGGAAACAUGAGUGAUUAUUCCUCUUCUCUUCCCUCCACUCCAAACAUCAGUCAUCGGGACCUGCGGGCUGAUGUUUGCCAAGCUUCUGGUACCCCUGGUUCUGUCCGCAAACACUCGAAAAGACGCUCAAGUCUGUUUGCUACUCGGCGGGGAAGUGAUUCAGAGAGGAGGAGUCUGGACAGUAAAGCAGAUAACAUUGGAAGUGGCCGUGCAAUCCCAAUUAAACAGGGUGUGUUGUUGAAGAGAAGUGGAAACUCAUUAAACAAAGAGUGGAAGAAGAAGUAUGUUACACUGUGCAACAAUGGUAUCUUGUCCUAUCAUCCCAGUUUACACGAUUAUAUGCAGAACAUCCAUGGAAAAGAGAUUGAUCUUCUCAGGACCACAGUUAAAGUUCCUGGCAAGCGGCCACCCCGUGCUGUUUCAGCCAGUGGUGCCUCCACCAGCCUGAAUGGACUCGUGAGCAGUGGGCAAGAAAGUGUUGAUUCUCUGCAUUCUGGUGGUUUAGACCCUGUUGCUGAGCAAGCAGUCAGUGGUGAUACCAACGUCAAAGGAAAGCUCCCGAACUGCCCCUCCAUUCCUAGCAGUGACCAGUGGAGUGAAAAUAACUCAAGAACCACUGAAAGGGCUGCCACAGGCGAAGGUAUCUCCAGUCCCUCGAGCAGCAAGCUGGACUCCCCGCCCUCGCCCCAGAUAAACCGAAGGAAGCAUCGCAGGAAGAAGAGCGUGAGCAGGGCAGAUGGCAUGAUGGGGCUGGCAGAAGACCAAGAGGAGAACAUUGAGUUCACCAUUGUUUCCAGCACUGGACAGAUGUGGUACUUUGAAGCGUUGAAUUUUGAAGAGAGGGAUGCCUGGGUGCAAGCCAUUGAGAGUCAAAUCCUGGCCAGUCUGCAGUCCUGUGAAAGUAGCAAGAACAAGGCUCGGAUGGACAGCCGGAGUGAAGCUGUUGCCCUUCAAGCGAUAAGAAAUGCCAAAGGAAAUUCAUUCUGUGUUGACUGUGCUGCUGCAAACCCUACCUGGGCAAGUCUGAACUUAGGAGCACUCAUCUGUAUUGAAUGCUCAGGGAUUCAUCGUAAUCUUGGGACCCAUCUUUCACGAGUACGAUCCCUGGAUCUUGAUGACUGGCCUUUGGAGCUAACUCUCGUGUUGACGUCUAUUGGAAAUGAGAUGGCAAACAGUGUUUGGGAGAGGAAUACUCGGGGACGCAGCAAGCCUACACCAGAAUCUACACGGGAAGAAAGGGAAAGCUGGAUCAGAGCAAAGUACGAGCAGAAGCUCUUUGUCGCACCCUUGAAAUACCGCGACGCUCCCAUUGGAAAGCAGCUAUUCCGAGCUGUCAUGGAGAAGGACCUUCACAGUAUCUUACUACUACUUGCUCACGCCAAGAAGGAGCACAUCAAUGAGUGCACUGAAGAUAAAGACAAACGGACAGCUCUGCAUCUCGCAUGUGAACUGAAGGAUGUAGUAAUAACGCAGCUCCUUGUCUGGUACGGCAUUGAUGUGAAGGCCAGAGACGUGAAUGGAAACACAGCCCUGUACCACGCCCGGCGAGCAGGUAGCCAGGAGUGCAUGGAUGUUCUGUUGCAACACGGUUGUCCCAGUGAUGGCUGCAGUAUGACACCCAGUCUCAGCAGGAAAAGUAUCAGCACCAGUCUCGGAAGGACUGAGUCCAGGCUUCCACAUUAAACAGAAGCCUUGAAGCACUGUGCUUCCACGCCGUUACAUUCUCAAAGGGCAGCUACUGCAGCCUCCAGACUUUCCCACCCCCACCAACUCCCACCCCAUUUUAUUGCAGAAUUUGGUGACCAGGAGCUGCAAUUCAUGGCAACCAGAUGUUAAUUUUACAACAAGCGAUGAUACCAAUUGUCCCAAAGCCUUCUGACCAAGAGAUUGAAACUGCUGUUCUUCAAUGUAAGAGCUGUCUGAUGUUUUAAGGACCAUUUCCUUGACUGUCCGUCCCAGGUUAUAUCUAAGUAACACAAUGUCAAGAAUGCCACGACUUGUAGGACACUGGUGUAGCCAUAGGAGCGAGGGUUUGAUGAAGGUUCCUGCUCCUCCUGCCUGCCGUUUUAUAAUUCUUAAAAAGAAUUGGAAGUUGUUUACACAAAGCAAAACCAUGACGUACUGGAGUCAUGAACCUGCAGUAAGUUAUAGAGGCCAGUUUUCAGCUCCAAAUGUUUUAUAUUUGACAUAAUGAAAUUGUUGUCAGUUUUAUUUUCUAACUGUUGAAAUGGUGGUCCUAUAGGUACCGAAUGUUCCUUUGCAGUUUUAUUUCCCCAGAUGUGCACUUGUAUUUAAAUUUGUAAAAGAAAUUUGUGUGUAAUAUUGGAUAUUACAGUAUUUAGAGAAAUGUGAAGACCUACAGAACAUUCUUUCGUACUAACCUCUGAAAUUCCAAAUAAGAAAUAGUUAUAUAUCAUUCUUAUUUUGAGGUAAGUGGAAAAGGAGCCACUGGAGAGGUAGGUGUCUCAAUUGUCCAUCUUAAAAGGCUGCAGUAACACUUUUUUGGCUGAUGAGGCUCCAUUAUUAUGCACAAAGCCCUUUAACUAUACAGUAUUCUAUCAUAAUAGUAUCAAGUCAACAAUCUGCAUUGGCUUGUCUGAAGUUAUGUUUGAAGCUGGACCUCUAAGUUUGGUACAAAAUACUGUUGGACAAAAGGAUUUUUUAAAAAAAGAGAGGCUUGUGCUGAUAUAAAGCAGCACUGAUGCAAACUAAAGAAAGGUCUGCAAUUCAAACAAUCCUGCUGUCAACAAAAGGAGCACUGUCUGACAGGAAGGUAGUGAAAGGAGAUUAAAGCAGAGCGUGGUAUGGGGGUAGGGGGGGCAAAUAAGUAAAGUAAGGGACUUUUAAAGAAACAUUUUUUAAAAGUGGAGCACUAAUGUGUAGUGCCAUGAAAUCAGCUACUGAGUGGAGACCAGACCAUUCACCGCAGGGAAGAUAAUAUCAGGAAUCAUUACCAAGCACUCAGGCAAACCACCUAAUGGCUAAUUUCAGAGUGGUGUUGGCAGGCGACUCACAGUCAACCACGUGUCCCAGUUAGCAUGCAAGUGAGACUAGAAUGUGGUGGCGGGGGAGAGAACAUUGAGAGUUUAAAUUGAAAAGAAAAAAAUGGCCUGGACAGGGUGCUGCAAUUUCAGCACAGCAUGUAAUUCUUAGUUAUCCUGACAAGGCCUCUUCAGUUCCAGCACUUCAUCAGUGCAGGAAGAUUUUAGCAGCCGAAUAACUAGAUCAUGGUAAUUCAGUAGUGGCACACUGCUAGAAUGGUGGGAGACACUUUAGCUGAGUGUGUUUGUAAUGCCUCUCAAGGUUUUUGUUCUUGACUCAGAAAUCUAAGCAAACAACCAAGACCCACAAUGCAGGACACUACUAGGAUUGAAAUGAAUGGGAUAGAAAACAGGAUAAGUCAAGAAGUAGGGUUUGGAUGAUGUCAAAGUUGGGUUUUAUAGAUUGUAGGAGAAAAUGCAUUUACUGCCAAGUAUCCAGUUUACAGUGGUGACUACAAAUGAACUGCCAUUUGAGGUCUCAUGGCAUCUACAAUACCAUCCAUAUCACAACCCAAUGGCUGGGCCAUUGUAUCUUCUGCAUUAACAGUUGCAUGUUUUUUUAUGGAAAAUUCCUGCUUCAAUAUAUGAGACAAGCCAUUUUGUGCAAGCUCCUAGUUCCUAGCAGUUAAAAAAUUGAACCAUUGUUUUGGCUGCAUAUGUGGUGGGACCAAGAGAAAAUGUAAACGUAUGCAAAAAGUAGGCUGCGUGUUUGCUUGAUUCACUUGGUGGUUUGCCUUUGAGCAGGAAGGUUGUGGGUUCAGAACCACCAUUCCUGACUUAAAUCCCAGUGCAGUACUGAGGGAGUGCUGCAUUGUCAGAGGUACCAUCCUGUAGAUAAGACUUCAAAUGAGGUCGAGUCUGCCCAUUCUGGUGGUUCAGAUGGACAUGAAAGAUCCCAUCGCACAGUUUGAGGAAGAGCAGUUCUCUCAGUGUCCUGGCCAACAUUCAUCCCUCGAAAAACAUCGCCAAAAAUUAGCUGGUCCUCGCUUUCAUUGCUGCUUCUGCAAUCUUGCUGUGCGCAAAAUGGCUGCCGCAUUUGCCUCCAUAGCAACAGUCACUGCAUUUCAAAAUAAUUCCUGAUAUCUGAGUGUUUUUGGACAUUUCUGAGAGAUGUGAUAAGGCGCAAUAUAAGUGCAAGUCUUUUUAAUGCAAAGUUUGCAGCACGCUUGGGGGAAGGGGAAGGAGUGGGUUGACACUUACAAUUUCAAAUCUGAACCUUGCUGUCUGACAGUAAGCACUUGGCCAGCUGUUGAUUUGGCUCACACCCUUGAAGUUUCACAAAAAGCCAGGGUGUGACAAUAAUAAUUCUAUGUAUAUAGAGCGCUACACACUAGUAGUACUGUUCUUUCAAAUAUUCUGGGAAAUGAUUUCCUCCAUGUGCCAUAUCUAGCAAAAUCAUAAAUACAGCACAUUUACAAUUUUGCUUCAUAUAGCACACAGGAUAAUUUCCCCAUCCUUCCCACCUCCUGUUGGCUUUUAGUACCUCUUGUAUUGCUCAUUUUAAAUAGACAAUCUGCUGUUUACAGUUUAGUAAAAACGAAAUCCACACAGAAGUCCUGUUUCCUUCUAGGUUAAUGGUACAAGUUGUCAAUGUGUGAAAAUUGUGUAGAAGUUGACUACUUUUUAAUGGAGAUUGCCUUUGGUGACUGUUUUGAUCAGUUUCAGUCACUCACUGUUUUAAUGAAGUUCAACUUUUUAGCCUUCAGUCCCGUCUGUAUUUGUGACUAUUUACUGCCUAAUAAAACUCAUCGCAACUUUAAUUAACAGAACCACUUUUUAUUUUCAAUUUUUCUCCUUUCUCUCCCAAAGGCACCGACUGGCCUUUGCUGGGGUAGUUUUGCAAGUUCUGUCACUCCAGUAUCUCACCCAACCAAUCGUACUUUAUGUGCCAGUCUAGACAGUAAUGGCAUCAAAGCAGAGUCUCUUCCUGCCCCUAUCAAAUGCCCAGACUUGCACAUUUCCCAGCAAAAGUCACUGCACAGCAAGCAGGAACAGGAAUCCAGACUCAUUUUAUCUCUCCUACUGCCUUGGCCAAGAGCACUUCCAGCUAUAGCAGGCCUAGUUCUGCCAUGGCUGGAGUCAGCUAACUCAGCACAGACCCUGACUCACCAAAAGCCCUUGAAACAAAUGAGUAUCUCAAACAUUAGGUUAUGAUUUUAUGAUGGAAGAACUGUUUCCCUUACCAAGUUAAAAUUAUUUUGCAAGCUGAUUUUUGGAUGCAAUGUAAAAUAUGUCUCUGCUCCUCUGAAACGUUAAUUCUUGUUCCAUUAAAAAUGUCUGGUUCCA